GUAUUAGUGGUAGUGCCUCUUAUUACGAAUCGGCUAUCGCGCCAGAGGCAGGAUAUCAGGCCCGGCUUGUCCGGGCGGACUACAACAAUAUCAGGCAGCGCAGGAGGUGAGUCAGGCGUUGGUGGCGUCGCAGAGCGGCGAGGUCCGGGGACAGACAGCCGCGGACAGAUGUUUGUUCUUGGCCAUCUCCCUGGCGAGCUUGUCUCUUACAGUAGCGAGCCUAUUUUUCAAAGGUAUUAUAGUCAUCUCCUCAACAAACUUCUUGUCAGCCUCCUUCUUUUUGAUCUGUUCUUUGUACGCGGCGAUCUCGGCUCUGGCCGCCGCGAGCUCCUCGUCGCGCGCGGCGAGGUCGCGUCGCAGCACCUCGUUGGCCACCAUGAGAUUAAGUCUCGUCGGUGCUGCCUCGCCGACGGCCGUCUCGAUCUCGUCGUCGUCUUCAGCCUUCGCUUUCGGCGGCGGCGCGAAGUUGUCGUCGUCGUCGUCCUCGCGCCGCCGGCCUCGCCGCCGCGCCCGGCGGGCGGGGGCCUUGGCCUUGGGGGGCGUGGUCUCAGCUGCUUCCGUGGUCUCGGCCGGCGCCGGUGCGGCCUUCUUCGGGCGGCGGGUGGCGGCCUUGGCCUUGGGCACGUAGGGCGCCUUUCCAAUCGCCUCGUCGUAAAGUUUAUAAACGGCCUUGUUUUGGGCCUCGAGCUCCUUGAGGAACGCCGCCUCGAAGUCCGCGGAGAGCACGAACUCGAGCACGCGGCGCUCCGCGACGUGCGAAUUGCCCCGGAGUUUCGACCAGCAGUCUUUGACAAAAUCCUCGGGUUGGAAGCCCGCGCCAGCGUAUAUCUUCUGCCCGUGCUUCUCGAGCAGCUUCCAGAAGUACUUCACGUUGCGCUCGAACGUUGUCAAGACCCCGUUGUUUCCAUCGAGCGAGGUCUCGACGUGCGCGACAAAUUUUUUGAUGGACCCGUGCGUGACCCGGCGCUCGUCGGGCGCAGCCAGGAACGCCCACAUUCGCGCAACGUCGGUAAACCCGCAGGCGAUGAUGAGGUCGUACCCGGCGGCGUGCUGCGCCUUGCGAGCCUCGCUCAACUUUUUGCUGUACGUCUCCACAUCGCGCGCCGCGUCCUUGUCAUCCUGGAUCGCCUUGAGGGCGCGCUCGAUGUAGCGCGCGCUGGCCGGCCCGGGAUCGUCCAUCUCCGACCGCGGGGGCAGCUUCUUGGGCAGCAACGAGGA
Messenger RNA from Pelagomonas calceolata, 1218 nucleotides. The record is from the annotation of a GenBank genome assembly. NCBI's taxonomy places the organism in Eukaryota, Pelagophyceae, Pelagomonadales, Pelagomonadaceae.